Molecule: messenger RNA, 1077 nt
Organism: Doryrhamphus excisus (bluestripe pipefish)
Lineage: Eukaryota; Metazoa; Chordata; Actinopteri; Syngnathiformes; Syngnathidae
Source: RefSeq, a predicted model, not a curated record
AUGAGCUUGCACCGAGGGAUGAGACAGUCAUUGGAGGAGCUAAGAUCCCUUGUCAUUGAGUUGGAUGAUCACGUCAAUGAACACAAGGUGGAGUACAAUCUCUUUAUCCUGCCAACACGAUACAGCUCGGAGACACUACGUGUCAGACUGGUGGCCUCGAUUUACCUGUGCAGUGUGGAAGUCUUUCUGCUAAGCCCGAGGGGAGACUCUAGUAUGUCUUCAGACUGUGGCAUGGCGCCGUUAAACGGCAGAAUCAUCAAUGGUCAAGACGCCCCCCCAGGACAUUGGCCAUGGCAAGUCAGUCUAAACAAAGAUGGUUCUUACUGCGGAGGGUCCCUCAUCAGCCACCAAUGGGUGCUAACAGCGGCACACUGCGUCGAACAGAACAACAUGUUUGACACAGAGGUGUACAUAGGCCGUCGGAGUCAAAACGGUUCAAACCCUAACGAGGUGUCCCGAAUGAUGGCACUCGUGAAAUGUCACCCCGAAUUCGACUUCGGUACAUUGGCAAACGACAUUUGCCUUGUGAAACUGUCGGCGCCUGUAAACUUCACAAACUACAUCCAGCCCAUCUGCUUGGCCGACAGUGGCAGCACCGUGCACGCUGGGACCAGCACUUGGGUCACCGGCUGGGGGAGCCUUUCUGUUGAUUGGGUCUUUCCAGACAUUCUUCAGGAGGUCAAUCUGCCGAUUGUGGGGAACAAUGAGUGCAACUGCUACCUUAAGGAGAGGGCAAUAGAGAACUCCAUCUGUGCUGGGUUCAAGGAAGGCGGGAUGGACGCCUGUCAGGGAGACUCAGGCGGGCCUUUGAUGAUCAAAAAGAAUGAGUCCUGGAUCCAACUGGGAAUCACCAGUUUUGGUAUUUCCUGCGCCUUGCCUGAAAAACCCGGCGUCUAUACCAGAUUGUCCAGUUUCAAACAAUGGAUCGUGGACAACAUCAAUGACGAUGAGGACACUCCCAUCUUCAAGUUGUUCACCUCCUCAGGGGUGGACAGCGACACACAGUUCGACUGCAUGCCACUCACGGACGACAGCGUAUUUGGAGUGUACAUUCUAGCGGGUGUUACGAACGUGUGA